GUCAACGCUACACCAAUGCGGAUCAUCUCGUUAUUAUUCACAAAGUUGAGGGGUUGGACGCAAAAAAACCAAAAACAGGCUUAUCCAAACCCUGCACUUCUUUUCUAUAAAUCGCACUGGAGCCGGCCGGCCAACCCUAGAUCAGGGAUGAAGAAAACUUACCUAUUUCUUACACCCCCGCCGGCAACCACCCCCGCCGGCGACGACGACUUCGAGGAAUCCGACGUCUGGGGUUUCGGACCGGAUUCACGGCCCGAAGAUCGCCGAAUGCCGAUCCCGAUCCGCCGAUCGAGCCGAAAGAAAGCGGAAAAGGGGGAUCGAUCUAGCGGAGACGCGGCUGCUCCGGCCUCUCUUCCGCUGAAGAACAUACCGGACUGGUCGAAGAUCCUGAAGGAGGAGAGCCGCGCUGUUGUAACCCUAGGAAGGGGAAGCCAGCUGUUCGACGAGAGUGAUGAGGAGGUGAUGGUGAGUGGAUCGGUGAUUCCGCCGCACGAGCUGCUGUGGAGGAGACGGGAAGCGUCCUUCUCGGUGCAGGAGGGACUCGGGAGGACAUUGAAAGGCCGCGAUCUUAGCCGCGUGCGGGAUGCGAUUUGGCUGAGGACCGGAUUUGAGGACUGAUCUCGGCCGCCGCCGGCGACCGGCGAUCGGCGAUUCCCCUCUUCUUUUUAUUUUUAUAAUUUGUUGGGCUGAUUUUUUUUUAAUUUUGUGAUUUUAUGGAUUGGUGAAGAGAUUGGGUCAGUUUAUCGAAAAAUUAUUCGGAUCGGACAGCUCAUGCAUCUUGCAUGCGGUGUCUGAUCCUGAUC
This is a messenger RNA of Phalaenopsis equestris, 803 nucleotides long. RefSeq lists its product as uncharacterized. The coding region runs from base 16 to 618 and encodes 200 amino acids. Lineage: Eukaryota; Viridiplantae; Streptophyta; Magnoliopsida; Asparagales; Orchidaceae. The transcript has a single exon. The record is from RefSeq and is a predicted model, not a curated record.